Chara braunii is the source of this 1069-nucleotide messenger RNA. NCBI's taxonomy places the organism in Eukaryota, Viridiplantae, Streptophyta, Charophyceae, Charales, Characeae. The record is from the annotation of a GenBank genome assembly.
CCGGCCAAUCUCUCACGAGAUCAUACUCGAGGCCGGUGCCGUGCCACCGAAGGGAUGCAUUUAUCGCAUGUCCGAGGAGGAGCUCACGGUUCUCCGUGCGCAACUUGACGAUCUACUUGACAAGGGUUGGAUCCGCCCUAGCAGCUCACCUUACGGUGCGCCCGUUCUCUUCGUUCGGAAGAAGAACAAGGACCUUCGACUUUGCAUUGACUACCGACGCCUCAACGCGCAAACCAUCAAGAACGCGGGGCCUCUACCUCGCAUUGACAAUUUGCUUGAGCGUUUGGGCGGCGCCAAGUACUUUUCGAAGUUGGACCUCAAGUCGGGCUACCAUCAGAUUUCCAUCCGCCUGCAAGAUCGGUACAAAACCGCGUUUAAGACGCGAUAUGGGCAUUUUGAGUGGGUAGUUAUGCCUUUUGGCCUCACCAAUGCCCCGGCUACCUUUCAGGCGGCCAUGACCACCGAGUUUAGCGCUAUGUUGGACCGUUUUGUCUUGGUCUACUUAGACGACAUCCUCGUCUAUAGCCGAACUCUAGAGGAGCAUCUCGAGCACCUUCGCCGUGUUCUAGAGACUCUUCGGUCAGCCCGGUACAAAGCCAACCACGACAAAUGUGAGUUUGUCCGGCAAGAGCUUGAAUACUUGGGCCAUCUUGUAUCUCCAAAAGGCAUUCGUCCGUUGGCGGACAAGAUUCAAGCCAUCCAGGAGUGGCCCGAGCCGAAGAAUGUGACGGACGUCCGAUCCUUCAUCGGCUUGGACGGUUAUUAUCAGCACUUCGUCAAGGGUUACUCAAAGAUCGCGGCCAACCUAAGCAAGUUACAAAGCGAGGAGCAGCCUUUUGACUUUGACGACGAUGCGCGCCAUUCUUUUGAAACACUCAAAGCAGCACUCUUAUCCGUCGAGGUGUUACAUAUCUACGACCCGCUUCUAGCUACGUGUGUCACUACUGAUGCGUCGGGCUAUGGCAUUGGGGCCGUCCUUGAGCAGCACGAUGGCACGGACUGACACCCGGUCGAGUACUUUAGCAAGAAAGUACCUCCCGUGCAUUCGAUCGACGACGCACGGAAGGAG